AGGACUAUGACUGGCUUUGCCACCAUAUCUCAAAUCACUACCACUAAGCAAGUUAUUAAAAGCAAUAACAUCACCCAUGUCGAAGGUGGUUUGUGUGACCGGAGCCAGCGGCGCCAUCGGUUCAUGGGUGGUUCUCCUCCUCCUCCAGCGUGGCUACACCGUCCAUGCCACCGUCCAAAAUCUCAAGGAUGAAGAGGAGACGAAACAUUUGGAAGAAAUGGAAGGAGCGAAGAGUGGUCUCCAUCUUUUUGAAAUGGAUCUUCUGGACAUUAACUCCAUUGCUGCAGCCGUGAAGGGUUGUUCCGGCGUAAUCCACCUCGCAUGUCCCAACAUCAUUGGUCAAGUCAAAGAUCCCGAGAAGCAGAUAUUGGAACCGGCGAUAGAAGGAACGGUGAAUGUGCUGAAGGCGGCGAAGGAAGCGGGGGUGGAGCGAGUGGUGGCGACGUCGUCCAUCUCAUCGAUUAUGCCGAGUCCCAAUUGGCCAGCUCAUAAGAUUAAGGGAGAGGAAUGUUGGACCGAUCUUGAUUACUGCAAGGACAAGGGGUUGUAUUAUCCCAUUGCAAAGACUCUAGCGGAGAAAGCAGGUUGGGAGUUUGCAAAGGAGACAGGUUUUGAUGUUGUCAUGAUCAACCCUGGCACUGCCUUGGGCCCUCUCCUUCCACCAAGAAUCAAUUCAAGCAUGGCUGUGCUUGUUAGUGUUCUCAAAGGUGACAAAGAGACAUACGAGAAUUUCUUCAUGGGAAUGGCUCACUUCAAAGACAUAGCAACAGCACACAUUUUGGCACUUGAGAACAAGAAAGCUUCCGGAAGGCACUUGUGUGUGGAAUCUAUUCGCCACUUCAGUGAUCUUGUGGACAAAGUCGCUGAAUUAUACCCCGAAUACCCUGUGGCAAAGUUGCCCAAGGAUACCCAACCAGGGUUGUUGAGAGCAAGUGCACAGGAGGCAUCAAAGAAGCUGAUUGAUUUAGGCCUAGAGUUCACUCCUGCUGACCAAAUCAUCAUGGAUGCAGUGGAGAGUUUGAAGAGUAGAGGCUAUGUCUAAUUCCUCUGUUGUUGCAUAGUGCACUGUUACAAGUAGUGAUGGUGUUAAUAUUCUUCUACCAUUGCUGCCUUUGACUCAUUGUUCAUGUUAUUUAUGUUUUUGUUUCUACUUUUGGUUUCGGUUCUGUGCGUAUAAUUGUAGUCUAAAAUAAGGGUCAACUGUAACAGUCGCUGUAAGGAUCAAUAUUUGGCAACAUUUCUUAUUUAUCAUCUCAUGUGAUUAUUAAAA
Messenger RNA from Cajanus cajan (pigeon pea), 1270 nucleotides. Its product is annotated as cinnamoyl-CoA reductase 1. The record is from RefSeq and is a predicted model, not a curated record. Gene Ontology annotation, molecular function: oxidoreductase activity, acting on the CH-OH group of donors, NAD or NADP as acceptor. Lineage: Eukaryota; Viridiplantae; Streptophyta; Magnoliopsida; Fabales; Fabaceae.